This is a messenger RNA of Torulaspora globosa, 5655 nucleotides long. It is a transcript of the gene SEC7, whose product is annotated as Arf family guanine nucleotide exchange factor SEC7. The transcript has a single exon. Gene Ontology annotation, biological process: regulation of ARF protein signal transduction. Gene Ontology annotation, molecular function: guanyl-nucleotide exchange factor activity. Bases 1 to 5655 code for a protein of 1884 amino acids. NCBI's taxonomy places the organism in Eukaryota, Fungi, Ascomycota, Saccharomycetes, Saccharomycetales, Saccharomycetaceae. The record is from RefSeq and is a predicted model, not a curated record.
AUGUCACAGGAGGAGACACCACAAGAUUCUGUAGCGUCAAUUGCGCCUGCUUCUACGGUUUCUCUGUCGUCAAGCGUUGAGGUAGCUGUUUCCGUACCCUUGGAAGCUUCACAGACGCAGGAACCGGAACAAAGUCGAAGGCCAACGGAAUCCCAACAGCAGGAAGUCAGCCAACAUGAGACAUUUAAGACUAAUCGGGAGCCUUUGAGCGAGCCGAUUUUGAGCUCAAAUGCGUCGAAGCAUUCUAGAAACGUUUCCACCGUUUCGUCAUCCGCUGGGGUCGCUAAUAUGAAGUCGACGACUUUACUGGUGAAGAGCACUUUACAGUCCAUCCAGGAAGAAAAAGAUUUGAAGAAAUAUCCAAAUGUGCAAAAGGUUGUGGAGAGAACAUUGAGCAGAGUGUCGGAGACAUUGACACACACCAAUAAUGAACCAUACUAUCUGGACUCUAUACUGGUUUUUGAAGUGCUGAGAGCAGCUUGUCGGACGAAGUCUUCGAGGAUUCAACUUAAGUCCUUGGAUUGCCUUUCGAAGCUGUUUUCUUUCAGAGCGCUCGAUGAAUCGAUACUCGUCAAUCCGCCUGACUCGCUGGCUUCCAACGAUCAGACCCAGGAGACUACCGGAAUUACGCCUCCACCGAAGCAGAGACUGAUUGAUGCGGCUAUCGACACUAUAGCGGACUGUUUCCAAGGGGAAAGUACUGACUACAGGGUUGAGCUGCAGAUUGUCAAGGCAUUGUCGAGCUGUAUUCUGGUAGAAGAUCUGGGCUCAUUAUGCCACGGUGCGUCUUUAUUGAAGGCCGUCAGAACCAUUUACAACGUUUUUAUUUUCUCAUUAAGUGGGUCUAAUCAAGGUAUCGCGCAAGCGACGCUUACGCAGAUUGUUUCGGCAGUUUUCGACAAGAUCGAUCUCAAACAGCUUUCACAAGCACCCAACGAUGCCAUCAAGAAUCCAAAGGAUUCAUCGUCGUCAGUCGAGCAAGAUUCGGGCUCUCAAGCCCCCCUAACACUAAAUAACUUGAAUGCUCUGAAUGAUGAAGAGGACGACCGGAUGGUUGAGGCAGCGCAGCAGCAAGAGCAAAACGGUACAGAGACAACGUCUCAUAGCAUGCAGGAUUUGCUUAUAAAAGAUGCCUUCUUGGUCUUCAGAGCUAUGGCCAAGAUAUCAGCCAAGCCUUUAGAAGCGGAAUUGGACAUGAGGUCCCACGCCGUUAGAUCGAAAUUGCUAUCUUUGCAUAUCAUACAUUCAAUCAUAAAGGACCACAUCGAAGUCUUUCUAUGCAAGACUGCUUACUUGCCCGGUACCGACUCCGUCACAUUUUUGGACUCAGUCAGGCAGUACCUGUGCCUGCUUCUUUCCCGCAAUGCAGCUUCAUCAAUAUUCCCGGUGUUCGAGAUCACUUUGGAGAUUAUGUGGCUACUGAUAGCAAACCUAAGAGCAGAUUUUAAAAGAGAGAUUCCAGUAUUUUUUACAGAGAUCUACUUUCCAGUUUCAGAACUGAAAACCUCGACUUUUCAGCAAAAGCGAUAUUUUUUGAGCAUCAUUCAAAGGCUCUGCAGUGAUCCUAGGACUCUGAUAGAGUUUUAUCUUAAUUAUGACUGCACAACUGGUAUGCCCAACAUAAUGGAAAUGAUGGUUGAUUACUUGACAAGGCUAGCCUUGACAAGAGUCGACAUAAAUCAAACUCAGAGAGCGUAUUAUGAGGAACAACUUGGAAAACCUUUGGCUACUUACAGCAGUGGUCAAGUGCCCCUUUUAUCAGUAACAAACAUGUCGGCUGCCACAGAUGCGAAUCAAGCAGUUUUGCCUUUUCCGUUGGAGUUUGCUCUUAAGAUGACCUCGUUGAACUGUAUUGUAUCGAUGCUGAGAUCUUUGAGUUCAUGGGCACAUCGCGCUUUGAAUACAAACGUAAAUUCUAACAAUACAGCCAGUCCCGGUAACGUUUCGAGAUCGCCCUCAUCGCUUGGACGAGGUCGACGGACUUCUUCUGUUUUCGAUUCUACCAAUAGCUUAAAGAGCAUUGCAGCUGACGAUAUGUCUGGCUCCGCAGCUUCGCGAGAUAUUGAUGAUCCUAGCCAGUUUGACAGCUUGAAACAACAGAAGACCGAACUUUCAGCAUGUAUCAGGCUCUUCAAUAACAAACCAAAAAGGGCCAUUCCAGAGCUGAUCAAAAAGAAUUUUUUGAAGGACGAUUCCCCUGUAUCUGUCGCAAAAUGGCUUCUGGAAACGGACGGACUGGAUUUGGCUGUUGUGGGAGAUUUUCUCGGUGAAGGUGACGACCAGCAUAUCGCUAUUAUGCAUGCAUUUGUUGAUCAAUUCGAUUUUACAGGCCUCUCGAUAGUUGACGCGCUGAGAAAGUUCUUGCAAGAAUUCAGACUGCCGGGUGAGGGGCAGAAAAUCGACCGAUUUAUGCUUAAAUUUGCUGAAAGAUUUGUCGAUCAAAAUCCUGGUAUGUUCGCCAAGGCAGACACAGCUUACGUCUUGUCAUAUUCCCUGAUUAUGUUGAAUACCGAUCUGCAUUCAUCUCAAAUAAAAAACAAAAUGACUUUGCAAGAGUUUCUGGAGAACAAUGAAGGCAUCGAUAAUGGUAAGGAUUUGCCAAAGGAUUUUAUGGUUGGUCUGUUCAAUGAGAUUGCUAAUAAUGAGAUUAAGCUUCAAUCUGAGCAGCAUCAGGCCAUGCUCUCGGAUGGCCAAAAUUUCAUACAACAACAGCAGCCGCCAUCGGCGUUCAAUUUUUUCAGCAGCAGGGAUAUUGUAAGGGAGGCUUAUAUGCAAGUUUCCAAGGAAAUUUCAUCCAAAACCGAGCUGGUUUUCAAAAAUUUGAAUAAGACCAAGAGCGAUGUCGGAGUUUUUCACGCUGCAUCUCAUGUGGAGCAUGUUAAAUCUAUAUUCGAAACGCUUUGGAUGUCGUUUCUUGCGGCGUUAACGCCACCCUUUAAGGAUUACGAUGACAUUGAGACGACCAACAAGUGCUUGGAUGGCUUGAGAAUAUCUAUCAGGAUUUCAGCUACCUUCGGUAUCGAGUAUGCCAGAAAAUCAUUUAUUGGUGCGUUGGUUCAGUUUUGUAACCUGCAGAACUUGGAAGAGAUCAAAAUCAAGAAUGUUAAUGCAAUUAUCGUUUUGCUUGAAGUUGCUUUGACUGAAGGGAAUUUUUUCAGAGAGUCUUGGAAAGACGUUUUACUUGUGGUUUCACAAGUUGAGCGGUUGCAAUUAAUCUCCAGAGGCAUUGAUAGAGAAAGUGUUCCUGACGUUGCCCAAGCUAGAGUUGCAAAUCAUAGAAUCUCCUUCGAAUCAGCUAGAUCAAAUCAAACCUCCUUCUUCGAUAAAUGGACCAAAAAAGCGACACCAUCUGAACUGGCUCAGGAAAAGCAUCAUAAUCAGACUUUAUCGCCAGAAAUAUCCAAAUUCAUUUCAUCCAGCGAGUUGGUUCUUUUAAUGGAUAAUAUCUUCACUCAAAGUUCGAAACUAUCUGGAAAUGCCAUCAUAGACUUCAUCAAAGCGCUAACGGAUGUUUCUUUGGAGGAGGUUGAAUCUUCUCAAGAUGCUUCAACACCAAGAAUGUUUUCUUUACAGAAGAUGAUUGACGUUUGCUACUACAAUAUGGACCGUAUAAAGGUUGAAUGGACUCCAAUCUGGGCGGUUAUGGGAGCAGCAUUCAAUAAAAUAGCAACUAAUCCGAACCUGGCUGUGGUUUUCUUCGCCAUUGACUCAUUGCGUCAGUUGUCCAUGAGAUUCCUAGAUAUUGAAGAGCUAUCGGGUUUCGAAUUUCAACAUGACUUCUUGAAACCCUUCGAAUAUAUUGUCCAGAAUAGCGGUAACACCGAGGUGCAGAUGAUGAUUAUUGAAUGUUUUCGCAACUUUAUACUGACAAAAUCUGUUAAGAUUAAGUCCGGAUGGAAACCUAUCCUGGAAUCUCUUCAGUACACUGCCCGGUCUCAGAAUGAAUCGAUUGUGUACAAAACCUAUACACUGGCCAGCAACGAUAUUGUUGGUGAACAUCUCGAGAAUGUUUUCGCUCAAGAGGGCGCUUUCGGCGAGCUGGUAGCUGUCUUCAAAGAGAUCACCAAAAAUCAAAAAUCUCAAAAGCUUUCGUUGCAUGCUUUAGAGGCACUAAAGAAGAUGACUCAAAAAAUCGCUGAAAUUUGCUUCGAUGAUGGCAGUGACGAGAAGAGGACAGAAUAUUAUACUAUGUUACUACGUGGAAAAGACAUCUUCCAGGAUAUCUGGUUCCCUAUGUUAUUCUGUUUCAACGAUACAAUAAUGACCGCUGACGACCUGGAGGUGCGAUCUCGCGCUUUGAACUAUAUGUUUGAUGCCCUUGUCGCAUAUGGAAAUGAAUUCGAUGAUGCAUUCUGGGAGAAGAUUUGCACAAAGCUCCUGUUCCCGAUAUUCGGUGUGCUAUCAAAGCACUGGGAAGUCAACCAGUUUAAUAGCCACGAUGACCUGACGGUAUGGCUAUCGACAACACUAAUACAGGCUCUGAGGAACCUGAUUGCGCUAUUUACGCACUACUUCGACUCGCUGAACAAGAUGCUCGACGGGUUUCUUGGACUACUGGUAUCGUGCAUAUGUCAGGAGAAUGACACAAUUGCUCGGAUCGGCCGAUCCUGUUUACAGCAAUUAAUUACCCAAAACGUCACUAAAUUCAAUGAAAGCCAUUGGAGGGAGAUAGGAGGGGUCUUUAACAAGCUCUUUGAGAUGACCACAGCCACCGAGUUGUUCGAGUACGAUCCGCUGCAUCAGGGCAGACGCAGAAGUUCCACGCACCAACCGCUGGCUGACAACUGCGCCGCUAGUGGAAAGCAGCAGCCAGAUGAUUCUCAUCCGAGCGGCAAUAUCGACGAGACGGUCGAAAGGGCGCACCAAGAGGAAGCUAGUGAGGAUGUCGGCAAUGACAUGUCGGCGGAGCAAGAAGAAGCCGCACCACACGCCAACGGUAAGCAAGAGCUAAGCAAGCUGUCGGAGCCCUCCGCUCGCGAGCUGCGCCAAACCAGCCCAUCCCGGGACCUGAAGCCCGCCAGAAGGCUCGUCCACACGAAGAGCAGCGAGGACCUGCGCCGCAGAAUCACAGUCAAGAACUCGAUCGUCGUCAAAUGCGUGUUGCACCUGCUGCUAAUCGAGCUGCUCAGCGAGCUCUUCGAAAACGAGCACUUCGCCCGCAGCAUACCGCACUGGGAAGCCAUCCAAGUGACCACGCUGCUGGAAAAAUCGUACGAGUUUGCCCGCGACUUCAACCAGGACUACGACCUGCGCACCAGACUGGUCGAGGCCCGCGUCGUCGACAAGAUACCGAACCUGCUGAAGCAGGAAACCAGCGCCGCCGCAGUGCUCAUCAACGUGCUCUUCAAGCUCUACCUCAACGACGAGGACAAGAAGCCCCAACUCAGCAAGAGACUCAUCGACAUCUGCAACGACGUGGUCCUGGGCUACGUCUCGCUCGACGACCGCACCAUGGAGCGCAGCAUAAACUCCUGGCGCCCCGUCAUCGUCGAGAUCCUACAGGGCUACUACGAGUUCGACGACGACGACUUCAGACGCUACUGCUCCGUCAUGUACAACCUCGUCAUCAAGAUCCUCGACAAGAACGUGCCGCCUGACCUCAGGCACGCCAUCAGCAUCUUCCUCGCCAGAGUCGGCGAGCUCUACGUAGACUAG